Messenger RNA from Batrachochytrium dendrobatidis JAM81, 567 nucleotides. RefSeq lists its product as uncharacterized. The record is from RefSeq and is a predicted model, not a curated record. The coding region runs from base 1 to 567 and encodes 188 amino acids. The transcript has a single exon. Lineage: Eukaryota; Fungi; Chytridiomycota; Chytridiomycetes; Rhizophydiales.
AUGAAACUUUACAUUCUUGCAACUGUAUGUACGUUUGUGGCAGCAGCCACUGCUGCUGUUAUUCCAUCAACCGAUCCAUUGUCUACUCUCAAACUAAGUAAGCGGUCUAUUGCUGACAAGGGCGAUGCGUCGGACGAUAGCAAUGCUACAGCUGAACCCAAGAACAACUUUAGCAUUGGGGACAUUUUCAGUGGAGUCAAAACCAUUAUCGACAAGAUUGGAAAAAAAGGCGGUAAAGGCAUCGAGGCUGAUCCCGCUAGUGGUGAUGGUGUUGGUAACGCUGAUCCAAAUACAGAUGGAAAUGCUGAUCCAGCUUCUACCGGUGAUGGUACCGGCGACACUCCCGCUCCAGCCGAUGGAAAUGUUGAUCCAGCUUCUACCGGUGAUGGUACCGGCGACACUCCCGCUCCAACCGAUGGGAAUACCGACUCAUCUCCUUCAAAAACUGGAAAAAAGAUAAUCGAUACCAUUGGUGGAAUCUUUGGGGGUAAAGAUGGCGGUGGUCUAGGUGGAAUCUUUGGGGGUAAAGGUGGCGGUGGUCUAGGUGGAAUCUUUGGGGGUGUCUAA